Molecule: messenger RNA, 660 nt
Organism: Drosophila kikkawai
Lineage: Eukaryota; Metazoa; Arthropoda; Insecta; Diptera; Drosophilidae
Product: thioredoxin, mitochondrial
Biological process (GO): cell redox homeostasis
Cellular component (GO): mitochondrion
Molecular function (GO): protein-disulfide reductase activity
Source: RefSeq, a predicted model, not a curated record
UUCGCAGUCUGGCCACACUGACAUUCUCUUGUCUUCAUUCUGCAAUAAAAACAAAGUCCCAUUACGUUUUACGCCACAAAUAGCAACAAAUUAACGAUGCAGCGACAAAUGAUUAAUAUCCUGACGCGCCGUCUGGGAACUGCCCAGCAGAUGCGACCGUUGUCAGUUACCGCACAGCGUCGAGAGAUCUUCAAAGUACAGAGCGCCGAGGACUUCGACAAGAAAGUGAAGAACAGCCAGCAACCCGUUGUUGUGGACUUUUUCGCAACCUGGUGCAACCCCUGCAAGCUGCUGACCCCGCGUAUCGAGAAUGUCGUGGGCGAACAGAAAGGAUCCAUCAAAUUGGCUAAAGUCGACAUAGAUGAGCACAGCGAAUUGGCUCUGGACUAUGAUGUGGCCGCUGUUCCAGUCCUGGUGGUGAUGCAGAAUGGCAAGGAAGUGCAGCGCAUGGUGGGCCUUCAGGAUGAGGACAAAAUCCGUGCCUGGGUUGCCGCCGCCGUCAAGCAGACGAAGCAGUAAGGGAUUUCUCUAGAGGAGUUGCCCGCAAAGAUGAAGCCAAGCUUUAAGUUAAUUCGGACUUUCGAAAUAAAUGUUUAUUUACCCCGUUGAAACAACAGAAAAAUAACCUAAGCUAUACAGUUAUAAAACCUAAAUGGAAAA